AUUAUGUGUUGGUUCUUCCCUGAGAAAAUGUUGGCUCUUGAACAACAUGAUGUGCAAAACAAUUAAAGAUACUGUUUUUGAUGAGAAAAUAUUAUGAAGUCGUCCUUAUUGAAGCGAAGCUGGGCUCAGGCGCCCUCGACCUGGGUGACGCUAAUAUUGGUCGCGUUCUUUCGCGAUUUUCUAUUACGUUUGUGCUUCGACGAUUUACAGGCAACUUUGGUGGGGUACGAAGGUGAUCAUGAUAUUGAAGGAGCGCGUUUGGAGGAUGUGGACGAUGAGGCAAAUUAUGAUUUGGGUUGCGAUGCGACCACUACGCUUAGCGGCGAUGGAAGAAGAAGCAGUACUUGCCUUCAAAGGCAACGCUGGAGUACACAAUGUGGCGAAGACGAGGAUAAAUCGGUUGUGCUGGACGGAGAUCGUGCAAAGAGCACAGUUACCACUGCGAUAAUAUCGAAGUUGCUGGACAAGCACCGAUCCCGAAGGAUAGGAUAUUGCGGAUCUCAGAGUAGCCUGCCGUGUCAGAAAAAGCACAUUCUGGAAAUGUUUUCAAGCCUACUGGCGGAACUCGUGGCUUCACCGUUUUCUCAGAAAGAGUGUGGUGCACAUAGCAGAGACGGAAUUGAGGAGGGGAGCAAAAGGGAUAGCGAAAGGUCAGCCCCGAGUCAUAGGAUAGCGGAAAGAGGACGAAUUAGUAGGACUAACUCAACAACAAGCCUCAGUAGACGAGAAUCCUGGUGUGGUAGCAGUAGCCGUGGAGAUGAAGAAAAUAGGAUAUGCGCAACUAGAGAGCCCCAACCCGACCAACGUAGAAGAAGAAAAUGCGCCUCCUCAAGUCUUUACAGAGCAAAACCACAUGAACAAGAACAACUCUCCUCACCAAAGAGUACCAGUACUAGUUCUAGUCUCUUCGUCUCAGCCUAUCCCUUUUUCCCCCGUCUUCCCUGCAAACGAUAUGAGGGUGAGAUGUUCAAGAUGCACACUGAAUUGGAGGAGCUAGUGCAAGAUUUUAUGCAGAUGUACGACAACUACGCGGAUCCCGUUAUAGAAGUAAUGGAUGCCGUCGUUCUACACCAAAUCCAGAGUAUUUCCGAAAGUUUUCUGAAAAUCGUGGAAAGCUACCGGCUAAUUUUGUCCACGACAUUAUGCGCGGAAGUUUGUCACUCGGGCGGACCGGACUCUUACGGGACUUAUUGUUAUGGCCACAACGUCAUACUAUGAUAGGGAGGCUAUAAUGAGCAGUCACCCUUUUUUUGUAGACCACGAGGGGUGCUUGAGAUCGAUAUGCAGAGGGGAAUGAAUCACACAGCUUUCCCGCAGUAGAAAGGCAUCUGGUAUUGAAUUCAUAGUGACUAGCAGUGUAUUUUAGGGUAGUUGUUCUCCCUGUGUCUGUUUUUUUUUUUUUUUUUGGUAAUUCUAAUCCUAGAUCGAUCACUGGAUAACGGAAUUGCAUCGCAAUGUGGAGGUUAUCUCGGAAAAAGAUAGUUGGAGGGAGCAAGUGCGGCUGUUUAUGUUCGAUACGUGGACUCAGAUACGGGAGUGGCUCGAGCGCGUUGUUUCUUCGGGACGUAUCCAGGAGGACGAUUUCGCUCAAGUAGUCGGCGGCGCGCGCGAGAUUUAUACCGGGAUGAUACGUCCAGCGUUCUCGAUAUUGGUCACACAGAAUAUUAUGAGAAAGGAACUACAGGAUGAUGAACUUGUUGCUGAAGAGAGAGAGAGAGAGAGUUGGAAGCGGGUUGAAAUCGGAGGACAAUCUAUUGCCAGAAGAAGACCUUAACUUUAAGUGUAUCAUGGGAACUGCAAGGCUUGUUGUUGAUUCUAAUUCAUGCCACAACAUGAGCCACAUACUGACCAUCGGGAAGAACACUCGGACACAAACGGGCUGGCUGCAAGGUGAUAUGCCCCAUCACAACGUCCUGCAUUUGAUGGAGCAACCGCGUAAAACACUGCGAUCGCCGAAUUUUAUGGCUACCAUAGUCACUCUGCUUUCUCGUCCCCUCACUGCUGAAAAUGCUUGAAAGUGCCUUGGUUGAUGAAUGAAAUGAUACAAUGCUCCUCUUGUAAACAGAUUCCUACAUCAUCAUGUGUUGUUUACAGUUCUCUUUUUCUUACCUCGAAAUAGAGCAUGCUUCCUUCAUACCCUUAUUGCUGAAAAGCGACGUCUGCCAGCUGGCAGAGCGGAAUGGAGAGAGUUCUAGGGACAUAUUACAUUCCGGUGCUUUAGAGCAGGACUCGGAUAUUAUGCGUAUUAUGAAGCAGAUAGGCGCCCAUGUACCACUUAGUCAUGCGUUUGUGGGCUGGAGGCUUGGCGAUAUGGAUCCAGAGUUGACGGAUUGUAAAGGGUAUUUUUACUAUUUUGAUACUUGCAUGUGAAGAAAUCGGUUGAUUUGUUCCCAAAAAUGUGAUCAAGUAACUGAGGAAGAUCUUGAUUCUGUCAGAUGUAAGUUUGGCGCAAUGGUCAAUACACAGGACUUGGGUUCGGAAGACUCGAAGUCCCCAGGUUCAAUUCCUGGGUCUGGCCAGAGUAAUAUAGCGCGACUUGUAUCAUGUGCCUGGUUCUGCAUACCGGGUGGCAUAUAAAAGUCAGCGUAGAAAGAAAGCAGCUAAAAGCACCUCUACCGGCUGAAAACGAUGCUGGAGAGGCCGUCAAUGCUGCGACAAAUGGUCUUCUUCACACGUACACAAUUACUACAUAAGAACUUCAAGAUCCAGCAAUUUAGAUCACAUUUGCACGAUGAAUGAUGGUCCUGUGUUAAAGUUGAGGAGCAACAAGAUCAUCGCAUCUACUUCUAGAAGCGUCUCCUUCCUCCCAUAAAGUUCUCGAGAUGCAGGCGUUUAUCUCUUUACAUGUCACAGACGCGGCAUUUUCUACGACCCGAUUAACUGCCUAGAGGCCGAAGGAUGGGGAGGCUACGUUUUUCGUGUGACCAUCCGAUCAGAGAAGGCUGAAGUCAUCAAAGUACCGAAGUCGCAGCGCUCGUCGGCCCUGAUUCAUCCUCUGGGGAAGCCAGACUUGUACAAUGUUCUGCCGAGCAUCGAUCUUGUGUGGACGCAAAUGGUUGAGUUUAGUCCUGACCUCUUCUUUAUCCACCCAGGUACCGAGAACUGCCGUGCGCUGCAGGAACUUUUCAUGACGGGUCCGAUAAAUCCAAAAGUCGUCGUCAUCCCCUUCAAUCCGCUCAUUCCGCCUCCAUUUGAAGUGGUACAGACUAGAGGCCGGUUUUGUCUUGUUGUGUGCUCUUGCUAGAACCUGGCUCACAUUGCUCGUAGGGGGCUUGCUCCUUUGGGGUCACGUUUUGGCGCGAGUCGGCGCGGCUCAGUUCGGGACUGGUAGACAGCUAGGGACCCAUGCGGGGGGGCUUUGCCUGUGGUCCGUUGCCGGUAAAGUCACAGCACCAGGAGGAAUGCUGGCGAGCAGAUGAAACCCGGCCGCCGAGCGCAGUGCCCUCGGGGCCGCAGGCUCCACCACCUUCCAGAGAAGAGGGGGCGGCCGUAACUCUUCGAGGGAACACGGGUCGACCGGCCAAGCAGCGACGGGCACAGGAGCGCCCGGGCCGAGUAGAUGCAGCGCCACCCGGACACAGAUGAGCCCCUGGAAGCGACUAGCAGGCCGCCGCCUCCUUUCAUCCACCUGAUGGUGACAGACUGCUCUUACAUAUGUAUACCACCAGCGACCAGCAUUGCACCUACAGGCAUUCGGCUCUCGCAGCUCGUUGGGCUGCUUCCGUAGGGUCGUGGUGGACUGGUCUGCAUAUAAUUCGCGAGUAUGAAAAAUCCAUAAUCCAACUUAUGCAGAUUCCUCUUUGGCCGGAAUUUUGGGCGAAAAAUAAGGGCAUUCUUCCUCAGAGCCGCAUGUUCAACACGAGUUUGCCGAAGGACUACGUGACACCCGACGACUUGGAUAGUUAUAUCGCCUCCCUGUUUUUCAAGACGCAGUGUUCUCUCGCCGGUGUGCAGCGCUUCUUUGAGACGAAAUUGUAUGAGCGACGACGCAAGUUCAUACUACAUUCAAUCGAUGGCGCAUUUCUCACCUACAUUCGUGCGGAUCUGCGGUCUUUUGUGGACGACCUGGCUGUACAAAGUGUCGUAAUUGACAAUCGCGACGAUGUCAUGUGGCGGAUGUGGCUCGAUGGGUGGUAUAAAAACGCUCUGAUGAAUACGCUUUAUUUUCUUCUGCGGUGGGGGUGUGAUACUUCGUAGCUUUGCUUCUCUAUCCUUCGUCUCUGCACUUGAUGAACAGAGACAAGUUAAGAAAUGACGAAACAAGCAAGAUAAUAAUGAAAAUAUGGCCAUGUAACUGAUGCUCUCCUAGUCCUAACUGCACAAAAUUUACAUUUGAGGUAUUGCAACCCCUACGCACGAUAUUAUGCGCGACUGGAGAUGACGUCGUUAUUGGAUAUGCAACGCCUCGCGGAUCCUGAGGUGGACCUCGCUACGCGAACCGACAUCGUCUGCGAUUAUCUGAGUUUUCAUCGCAUUCACAUCGCACGAAAACUUACGGCUGAGAUCAAUUGGUUGCUUUGUUGUGCUUAUCCAUAAACCUGCAAAGUAAGUUUAGAAUAUAUAAAAAGCUUAUCGUUUUAUCGUCGUAAUUAUAAAGUCAUUGAUGUUCUUCAUCCAUGGCGACGUCUCAGUCCAGACAGUUUCAGUUUGUACAGUGCGAUUUCCUGGCUCUACUUCUAAGCUAAGUUUUGAUUGUUGGAGAUUGCAUAUGCUGCCGAACGCACGUGGCUGGGGUGGAAACGGUGAGGAGCGGUGGUUUUCGACUCCAGGCGCGUGCCAGCGUCACUGCCGCAUGUCACCGGGCUGCCGAUUCUGGACUUUCGAUCCAGUGGGUCACUACGGGUACUCCAUCUUUGUGACUGCUUUAUCAACGUGUUCUUGUAAAAAUUGAUAUUAAUGUCUCGAUUUCAGCUAUCAUCCUGCCAGAACAGUAAAAAACACCGCGUAAAGACGAGGAGAAAAAUUUCUCCAAGAUGAGUCACACUUGACAACUACAGGACGACUCUUUGUUGGGUUUGGAUUGAUAACGAGCCCGACGAGAUUAAGGAUGAGCCCGGAUGGUGGAGCGGACGACAGAUUCGGGAUAUCUCAGACCAAAUCGCAUCGUCCCAACUUCCGGUUGUGACGGAAGCUAUGCUUCGGAAAUGGGCAGUAAAUGACUGGCCAGAGGUCGGAGGACUGCGAUAUCUUUUGUUAUGAGUGGAUAUUAAAAAAGCGAAGUGUAUUAAGUUUGUUGUUUUCAUCUGGUAGAUUGUGUCGACCCGACUCUAGUGGUACACUGAAAACAGUCUAGGACCAGGGUUGUGGAAGCUGAAGAGUCCACACAGUCGAUUAUGAACCAUAACUCCGAUUUCCUCUAAAUCUCGAAAGGCAAAGGCGGGGUCGAUGCACCACUCAAGGUUUUUGCGAGUGCUUCCCACCAUACAGAGGCCCAGUGUGCCAGCACGAGCACUCAUCUCGUUUCCCAGCCAAGCCUUUCAAGGCGAUCCUACACUACUUGGUAGACGAUUUGGAAGCCGAUGUCAACGAUUUGACUUAUAUUAUGACACCGCGCUUCUAUUCUUGUUGCUAACAUCGAUAUAUUUGUGUACCAUGCACCCGAAUUUGCGGUUUUCGAUUACAACGAUGUGGUUAAAUAAUGAGACAAGCGUAUAACUCAAUAGAGGAGCGGAUAUGAGAAUCGAGUUCCGAACACAAUAUUUAGCGGAGCUGAAAACACUAUUUUCUUGCUUCAUACUCUGCCUUCCGCGUUUGUGGGAUCGGUACAACAAGCAUCACGACUACGACGUUGUACUUUUUCACGAUGGCAUGAGCGCGGCCAGCAGAUCGCGCAUCGUGGAGAGCAGUGAGAAUCGUGUGUGGUUCGCCUAUGUAGAAGACUUCAAGAAGGUCGACGAAUCCGUUAUGCGCAAGAAGAAGCAGAAGGCCAGGCUGAAAGAGGUAUUCUUUGCGAACCUAGAUACUUUACGGAAGCUUUACACAGUAGAUCGAGCUACCUCGAUUCAUAUUUUUUUACUGUCUUUUUAACGACGAGCAAUGUGCUUUAUUGAAUCUCGGUUUUUAGUAUCUGUCUCCACUCCCAUACGUCUCAGCUACCCUUUCAACAAGAACAGGUAAAGUGGUCUAUUGGAUAUCGUGGGAUGUGCAAGUUCCGUAGUGGGACUAUGUUUUUUCAGCCCGUGAUGGAUUUCUACGAGUACGCUAUGACCCUGGAUACAGACGGUUACUUCCCGCAAGCCCUAGACCACGACCCAAUCGAGAAAAUGUGGCGCGGAAAUUAUACCUAUACUUACGGUGCGCGGGAUCAAAAUGAGGAUACAAGGUCUUUUUGAAAGAAGAGUUGGCGUCGCAGCCAGAGGAACUACUGCUAUUUGGCUAUACUCCAAUACGCUUUAAAAUCGACAACAUGAUACCUCAUUUCCAAGGAUGUUAAUGCCACAAAGCUUUGUUCGUCCUCCUCUAAGAUCACUGGUCACACUUGCUGCCAGACCAGCCUGGUGCAGUGCGCCACUUCUGGAGUUGGAGUCUGAUGUUUUUUCAGAUGAAGAACAUCGAUUGGCGAACAAGACCCCUUUUACAAGAUUUCAUCCGACCCGAAGACUUAGAAUGGAACUACAACCUCUACAUGAACGACAUCGAGAUCAACAAACUCUCCUUCUUUCGCUCAGAAAAUUAUGAUGGGAUAGUAUACAUAGUAGAGGACAAUGAUCGAUGUCCUGCUUGUUGAAAUGGCGGAUGACGCGGAAGAGAAGAGUUAUCAUUGUCCUCUUUUUCCCUCUUUCCCAUUUUUAACCCGACGCUCAGAAAAUUGUCCCCAUUCAUACCCAGUACCAGGAAUAUUUCCGGUAUCUUGACAGUUUCAACGGGUUUUUCCUGUACCGGUGGGGUGACCACGCCUUGCGGACGAUUGCGGUCGGCAUGUAUUUAGAGCCGAAGGACGUUAUGCAGAUGCGCAUCCCUUAUGGACAUCAGGGGUACUGCCAGUGCCUCUCCGGUGACGUCAGAUGCUACCCAGAAGAAAGGUACUACGCGGAAAUGAUCAACCUGACCGAAAAGCCAAGCUAUUAUGGCAAGAACAGAGCAGCUUUGGACUAUUCCUUAUUUAUAGAGAAGGGUGCACGUGCACCCAGGCGGUGCCUCAUGAAACAUUGAUUCGUUUCGAGGUUCUGAUAAUUAAUGAAUACCUUGUGUAUUACACUUUACUCCAUCAUGAUUUCGAUACAACUUUCACAAAAAUUGGUUCCCACUCCAAAGAAACAAAUAACAUGAAAACCUAACACGUACCCGUCAAGUUAUCCUCUGCAGCUUUCAUUCCUUUUACCGCGAUGAGUGGAGAAUAUGCGCACCGCCUAUUCCUAGUGCCACAGAAAGGCUGAUGGUUUCCAUGAAAGACGAAGACGAGGAAGAAGUGAAAGAGGCGACCUUCGUAGCAGGUGAAAACCCAAUGCGUGAUGCUUCCGAUGUAUUCUUUAUGUCCACAUCAAAAGAAUGACUAAGUAUUGGUAACCAACCGGAAGUUAGAUAGAUAGAAGUUCAACCAAAGAAGUAUAGAUUAGAUAGAGUUUUUCAUUGAAACACAUCUUUGAACAUUAGAAGCAGGGAUUGAAAAUGAUGAUCUUCUCUAAUGCUUCUGCCAGCCGCAACCGCCGGGACGCAGAAAGGCGUGCGAAUGAGACCAAUACCGAGACUGAAGAGACCCAACAAGCCGAAGGUGCUAGUGAAAGUCAGCAAGACGCAAACACUUCUUCAUCUACUAAUGAAGAUUCUAGCGAGGGAACAGUCGAGGAAGAAGGAGUGGCAUCAACGAUGGAGAAAAAGUCCUCUCGAAAAGAGGCAGAUAAGCCUGCGAAGGAUGCUGGUGCGAAGGGAAAGAGGCCACCCUCAAACGCUGAGGCUCGAAAAUCACAACGCAAGAAGAAAAGGAGGAGGACUUAGUGUACCGAGAACAGCAGAAGCAGAAUCUGUGAGUCAGCUUUUCUUUUCUUCACAUCUAACGACCUAGUUCUUUAAAAAAGUAGAAUAUGUUUCGAUAUACGACUCAUGCUCAUCAUGCAGAAUCGAAAGGAUUUGGGCUUCGUCUUUCAAUAUCCUGGCAUGGUGGAUCUGAAGGAAUUGUAAUCUUAUCUUUCCGGAGGUAUCCUCUCCCCGCCUUGAUGCUAGCUGACCAAGUGAGAAACUUCCUCUGCGCUUUGGCUGUGGGGUCUUUUCUGAAUAGGCGUUCAAAUCCCAAGUAUGUCUUGCAGCUCCGCCCUAGCUGUUUUUGUCUUCAAGCCUAUAUUGUUUGAAAUGUUGCUGAAUGAAUAUGAUAAGAAAUAGAAGUCAGUAGUAAACGACAUGAUCAUCGAGUUCAAUCUAUGAUCAUUUCUCGCGCGCAGGUGUCCGGAAAGCUCUUUUCUGCAAGCUCUUCAGGUGCUACCAGUCAAAUGACAAACAAUGCCGCACACAUUAUCGGC
Molecule: messenger RNA, 8453 nt
Organism: Amoebophrya sp. A25
Lineage: Eukaryota; Dinophyceae; Syndiniales; Amoebophryaceae
Source: the annotation of a GenBank genome assembly